This is a messenger RNA of Danaus plexippus (monarch butterfly), 3110 nucleotides long. It is a transcript of the gene rngo, whose product is annotated as protein DDI1 homolog 2. The coding region runs from base 245 to 1627 and encodes 460 amino acids. Lineage: Eukaryota; Metazoa; Arthropoda; Insecta; Lepidoptera; Nymphalidae. The record is from RefSeq and is a predicted model, not a curated record. Gene Ontology annotation, biological process: proteolysis. Gene Ontology annotation, molecular function: aspartic-type endopeptidase activity; protein binding. The transcript has 10 exons.
GUAACUAGUGAACUGGAGUGCAGUGUAGGCACUAGGCAAGUUGCCACCUUCACGAAAUUCGGGAUUGAAUUCAAGAACAAAUCAAAAGUAUUAUUUGUGUGUGUUUAUCUGAGUCCAAGCUUUGUUUUCGACAACGCGUACAUACCUGAAAAUGUUUUGGACAGUCAUUCUCUAAAUAUAAAUAGCACAAACAUCUCUCACGUAAACAGUUCACUUAGUCUUCGCGCAUCAUCAAUAACUCACGAUGAAAGUAACCGUAACUACCCUCAACGACGAGCUGUUCGUCUUAGAUGUUUCCGAAGAUUUGGAAUUAGAAAACUUCAAGGCGUUUUGUGAAAUCGAGUCAGGGUUUCCCGCCUCGGACAUAACUUUGACUUUCAAUGGGAAGCCUAUGAUGCACGAUAAGAAGUCGCUGAAGGAGCUGGGCGUCCACGACGGAGAUGUCAUUGUGCUGCUUCAUAUGGUGCAGUCUUCAUCCAAUUUAAACAUGAACGACGCCAGUCAAGCUCUACCAAGCGGUUUGGCCAAUCUCGAUUUUAGCAGCAUACAAGUUCCUAGGGGGGCUGCAACUGCAGCAAGCACUUCAAUGGCCGCCAGAAAUGCUCCUGUAGAGGAGGACCCUCGUAUCAUCAGAGAGAUGUUUCUAGCCAAUCCCGACCAACUCGCUCUGCUCAAACAGAACAAUCCAAGACUUGCAGAUGCCUUGCUGAGUGGCAACCUCGAUACAUUUGCUUCAGUGCUUCGAGAACAAAUUUCAGCUAGAACUGAGCGCCAACAACAAAGAAUAAGGAUGAUGAAUUCAGAUCCGUUUGACACAGAGGCCCAGCGUAUGAUAGCGGAGGAGAUCAGACAGAAGAACAUCGAAGCCAACAUGGAGGCGGCCAUGGAGUACAACCCCGAGACAUUUGGCACAGUAGUCAUGUUGUACAUCAACUGUCACGUCAACGGCUUCCCAGUGAAGGCGUUUAUAGAUUCUGGAGCUCAAACCACAAUAAUGUCAGCAGCUUGUGCAGAGAGGUGUAACAUCAUGCGACUAGUUGACACAAGGUGGGCGGGUAUAGCCAAGGGUGUCGGAGUUCAGAGGAUCAUCGGCCGCAUCCAUAUGGUGCAGAUGCGCAUAGAGAAAGAUUUCCUCACCACCUCCUUCUCCGUCCUCGAGGAACAGCCCAUGGACAUGCUGCUGGGACUGGACAUGCUCAAACGACAUCAGUGCAACAUCGACCUGAAGCGGAACGUUCUUCACAUCGGCACGACGGGCACCGAGACGCCGUUCCUGCCGGAGGCCGAGCUGCCGGAGUGCGCCAGACUGUCGGGCUUCUCAGAGGACGAGCUGGUGGCCAGGGACGACCGCCUCGUGAGGGACAAGCGAGAAUCUAAGGAGCAGUCACCGUCGUCACCGCCGGCCACCACCAGCGGACAGAGCGCUCCAAGAAUGAACCCGGGUGUGAACACGCCGAGCCUCAUCCGGCCAGAGAUCCUCGCCACGGAUACGUUCAGUGAAACAGAUGUGGAGGAGAUAGUAGCGCUGGGCUUCACCAGGGAACAGGCGAUUGUAGAGCUGAGGCGUUUCAACGGCGACAAGACUCAGGCUACGGUGGCUUUGUUCGCCAAGUCGCUCAAGUUCUAGACCACCACCACCUCCACCACCACCACCACCACCACCAGCACCUCUGAUACCAUCCAACCGACGGAUGCACCUCCCUGAAUCUGCUUCGAACAUUUGAAGUCGAGUAAUUAGUUCUAACUAGACUAAGUAUGUUUAAUUGUAAUUUAACAUAUGGAAAAGCAAUAGUUUAGCAAUAACGGGUGACCCGAGGGAGCUCUAGUUUUAAUGGUUUGUGUGUGAGCUGUGUGAUGAAACAGGCGCUUGAUACAUGACCAGAGCUGUGUACAGCCACUGAGUCCUGACACACUCAACACCCACACCGGUUGCCUUAUGCUUCAGUUAGUGGCUUAUUAAUUUAUAAGACUACAGUACAUGUAUUUAUAUUUUGAAUAGCAUAUUAAGAAAUAAGUACCUCUACUACUACUACUACUAACAAGUGCAUUAUCUACAACUAGAGUAAACUUUACCCUGACAUACGCUUUAUAUAAGAAACGCAAUACAUCUGUAGUGUAAGGAUUUGAUGCAGGCGAUAGGCUCUAAGUAUUCUGUGAAGUGUUGUUACUAUUGGCUGUUUGAUGCGCACUGAACAUUGAUAUCAUUAUUUUUGUACGAGCUUACAAUAACAGAGGUGCGUUGCUUGAUCCUAUAUACUUAUGAAGAUACCUCCUCAACUAUACAAGUGUGUGUUGCAUGUGAGUCGAGUCUCGCUGACCACAUAUCCAUGUGUUGUGUAAGUGUAUGCUAAAGGUUAUUCCUCCUGAAUAUACGAGCAAUAUUUUAGGCGAGGUUCCACUGUUACAGGUAGCUAGUAGCCAGUAGCUAGUUCUGUUAUAACAUGGAAAGUUGAUAGCUAUCUAUUUGUAAGGGAGUGUAGAGCAGGGCAGUGUGGCUAGUCUUGAUGUAUGUUGCGAGUGAGUGUCACAUAUGAUCUUGUUUACAAACGCACACCGUAACCUUAGUGAGCUGUUGUAAUACAUUGUAUUGACUAGUGUGCAGGGUUUGUCCACUGCGCUUUAUUAAUGUGUACUGGUAUAAUGUAUACAUUUGAACAAACUAGCUAUUUAAGUUACUUCAUUCACUGUUCAGUGGCGAAUUCUUUUCAUUUUUUAAACUGAUUUUUAUUAUAUGCUUGUUUUAUUUGAGUCGGGUUUCUUGUACAUUGUUUAGUUUUAUUUGAUGGAUCAUGACUUGUUUAUGGAGACGGCAGUCGACCCCUCGUCCGCCACUUGCCGGCUGUUGCUGACAUCCGAACAUUAAGGAAACUACUUUGACUCGUCUGUGUUCUAAUAAUUCAUAAAUAAAUAAAAAAAUUGAACGAAGAAUAUUUAUAUAUUUUAUAAGACUUCAAUAUAAAAUUGUAUUUUUAUAUUCGUAUAAUGUAAUGUAAUGCGUUCGUGUAAUGUAUUUUAGUUGUGAGUGAUAGUUGGUUAGUCGGUAACGGUACUAGCAUAUACUUGGGUCUCGAGCGACACCGACGCGAUUAUAAUAAACUCAAUAUCGGAAA